This is a messenger RNA of Episyrphus balteatus (marmalade hoverfly), 2144 nucleotides long. RefSeq names its product serine protease grass-like. Lineage: Eukaryota; Metazoa; Arthropoda; Insecta; Diptera; Syrphidae. The transcript is spliced from 8 exons. The record is from RefSeq and is a predicted model, not a curated record. Gene Ontology annotation, molecular function: serine-type endopeptidase activity. Gene Ontology annotation, biological process: proteolysis. The coding region runs from base 16 to 2058 and encodes 680 amino acids.
ACAAACAAUACAACAAUGUUCACGAGAUUUGCGAAGUUAAUUUUAUUUGCCAUUGUUUUUAUAUUAAGUUUCGAUUACCACAAAGUCUACGCACAAAGCUCUUGUACAACAUUACGUUGUCAAACUGGAGUUUGUGUUCCAAUAUUAACAUGCAAAAUAAUAACUCAAUUACUGAAAAUUGCCCCACGCCCUCUUCCACCCACAGUCACAGAUGUCAUACGAAGAUCACAUUGUGGAACAUUCAAUAAUAUUCCUCAUGUUUGCUGUGAUGCUAAUAACAUUGAAAAUGCAGACGAAACAGAACAACAAUCAACUCAAGCUGCGCCAGUUGUGUCCACUUCCCGUUCCAAAACGACAGUACGUCGUAGUUCCGAAUUUAGCGAAAGACAAAUUAAAGCUGGAAUGAAUAUUCUCGAUAAGACCGAUUGUGGAAAAAGUAAUGCUGAUAAAAUUUCUAAUGGAGUAGAAGCCGGUCUUUCCGAAUUUCCAUGGAUGGCUUUACUUGUCUAUACUGAUGGAGUGUCAAGAACUCUUGAUUGUGGUGGCUCUUUGAUUACCGAUAGAUAUGUUUUAACAGCUUCCCAUUGUAUUCGAUCUCCGAAAAAGAAAUUAGUAAGUGCAAUUUUGGGAGAGCAUAAUAAAUCCGAGCCUAAUGACUGCGUCGGCGAAGGACAACGAAGAAAGUGUGCCCCACCCACACAAGAAAUUGAUAUAGAGGAGGCAAUUUAUCAUAAAGACUUUCGCCCAAACCCAAGAUUUGCAAAUGAUAUUGCACUUAUUCGACUUGUAACGUUCGGCCAAUUUGUUUACCAAUUACCGAAAAAUCAAAAACAGCUUAAUUGGUUGACAAUCGCUGGUUGGGGUAAGAUAGAAAAUCAAACUUCAGCAAAUGCUUUGCAGAAAGCAACUGUACCAUUACGCGAAAACAAUUAUUGUGAUGAGAAACUUGGUCUUAUUCGAUUGACUGAUGAUCAAUUGUGCGCUGGAGGAGGAGACAAAAAGAUCGACACAUGCUUGGGUGAUUCGGGAGGGCCGAUAUUUUAUGCAGUUCCCUAUCGAUUUGUUUUAAUGGCAGGGUUUGGUAAUUUAUCAACGGUUAAAGAUGAUAGGUCGCUCAAAAAAUAUACCGUUCAAGGCUCUUCAGCAGUGACAAGUCGUCAAAUUGAUGUUGAUUUUGAAAAACCAAUUAUUCGUAAAAGUGAGCGAAAAACAGAUGAAGAAAUAAAUUCAGGAUACCGUAUUCUCGAAGCUUCAAAAUGUGGAAAAAGGGAAAUAGAAUUAACAAAAACUACUGAUAAAACUGUUCAACCACAGGAAUUCCCAUGGAUGGCAUUAUUGGUAUAUUUUGAUGGUUUAACUAGAACUCUAGGUUGUGAUGGUUCUUUGAUCACUGAAAGAUAUGUCUUGACUACAGCGCAAUGUAUUCGUAUGGAAAAUAAAACUUUAGUAAGUGUUAGAUUAGGUGAAUAUAAUACAUUGCAAAGGGACGACUGUACCGGAAAUGAAAUUAACAGGAACUGUGCUCCACCUGUUCAGGAAAUCGAUGUUGAGGAAGCAAUUUACUACCAGGAUUAUGAUCCGAAUUCAAUAUCAUUUAUUGGAGAUAUUGGUCUUGUUCGACUUAAAACUAAGGCGAUUUUACGAAGUAAUGUUAAGCCAAUAUGUCUUCCAUUAACACAUCACUCCAAUGUGGAAAAAAAUAAAUGGAUGUCAAUUGCUGGAUGGAAUAGAUUGAACAAAGAUCAAAAAUCAAAUUUGCCAUUUAAAGCUUUAAUACCAACAAUUAAUUAUCAAGAAUGCCAAGGAAUUCACAUUUUCAUUGAUUUAGUAGACAAACAUAUGUGCGUUGGAGAAGAUAAUGUAGAGAAUAAUUAUUGUAAAGGCGAUUCUGGCACACCAAUGUUUUCUACCGCUUUUUAUGCUUACGGUAGACAACCGCGUUUUGUUCAGUUUGGUAUUGUAUCGCUUUAUGGACAAUUUUGCAAUUCUAUGCUGCCAAGUAUUUAUGUAAAUGUUACAUCAUAUCUACCAUGGAUAGCUGGAAAUAUUCGUCAUUAAAUUGAAAUUGUUUGAAAGUUUUGUAAUAAUUUAAAAAAUAAAUUCAAUAAAAUAAAAUAAUGCCAUCUGCAUUAUAUGCAUUUGAA